Zea mays is the source of this 1564-nucleotide messenger RNA. RefSeq names its product SNF1-related protein kinase regulatory subunit gamma-1. The record is from RefSeq and is a predicted model, not a curated record. Lineage: Eukaryota; Viridiplantae; Streptophyta; Magnoliopsida; Poales; Poaceae. The transcript is spliced from 7 exons. Bases 132 to 1355 code for a protein of 407 amino acids.
UGUCCCGGCAACCUCUCGCGAAACUGCAGAAGGACGCUGAGUCGCUGAAGGAGCAGGGUGAAAAGCUCAGAGACCUGUCCGUUACACUUGCACCGCAGCCAGAGUCCGGGAGCGCAGAGAUCGCUGGGGAGAUGGCGAGAGAAGCAGCGAGCGAAGCCACCGCAAGCCGCGAAAGCGGGGCGGAGGCGGCAGGGGAGUGCUGGAGCGAAGCGCUCAAGUCGUUCCUGGACCACAUCCCCGUCUCCUCCGUCCCGGGCGCGCUCCAACCCACUGCCUCCCCAGCGGUGGAGGUCAAGCUCCACGGCUCCGUCCUGGGCGCCCUCGACGCCAUGUACAGCAGCAACGCCGCGGGCGCGGUGAUCAUCGACGUGGUGCACAGCAGUCUAGGCAAGUACGUCGAUCGCGAUAUUGGCUUCGUCGAGUUCUCGAGCCUAGUCCUGUGGGCACUUGAGGAACUUGGCAAAGUGGAAAGUGAACCAACAGACAGUACUUCUGAUUUCCUCUCUACUCUGAAACAGCAUCAUCAGAUUGCAGAAACGAAGAUCGCCUGGUUAGCGAAGUUGUUCCUGUGGGAGCCAUUCUUCCCUGUUCGGACCCAUGACACGCUGUUCCACGCAAUGCUUCUCUUUUCGAAACACCACAGGCUCAACGUGGCACCGGUUGUUGAGUCAAUGAACUCGAGUGUUAUUGGAUUUGUCACACAGGAUGCAGUGAUGGAGCUGCUUCUCCAGUCAAGUGGCCUUGAGUGGCUUGAUAAAAUUGCAGACAAGCAGCUUUCGGAAUUUAGGUUUGCAAAUGUGAGGAAGCCUGUUUUGGUGUACUCAGAUCAAACUCUAGCUGAUGGGCUGCAUAUUCUCUCAAAGGAAAAAACGGGGGUUGCAGUCAUUGACAGGAAAACCAGCCGUCUAAUUGGAUCAUUACAGUGCAGUGAUCUCUACCUGUUUCUAGAUGACAGCACCCUUUUCAGCAAGCGAACGACAACUACUCUGGAAGAAUUAAUCAGCCUGAAUAACAAGACCGACAGGAAAUGCAGCACCGCUGAAAAUUCAUGUGCGCCUGGCCGAAACAUCCUCGCGCUCAGGAGCAGGCAGUCAGGCAUGGUGGGCCUACCAGCCACCAACCUGGAAUCCGACACCCUAAAGCAAGCGAUGGAGAAGCUGACAACUUUAAGGAGCAGCUGCAGCUUCAUCGUCGACGAGCACGGGCGCGUCCAAGGAGUGGUGACCACAAGGGACAUCAUCUCCGUGUUCUCCCCGCUGUGCAUGGACUCGAGGAUUGACGGGGCCACGUUCUUCUCGGCUGCGCUCGAGCAGGCUGGCUGCCGCGUUGAGAACGGGCAGAUGUUUCAGAAUUAGUUUCAGACAAAACUGGAAUGCAGGGAGGCUUUAGUUUGUUGCAGUGAGGAAGAUGUACAUGGCACUUACCGGCUAUGUUGCCCUGAUACGAGGGAUAUGGAUACGGGAUACGUCGAUACUCUGAUACGCUAUUUAUCAAAAAAUACUCUGAUACGCUAUUUCUCAGAAAAUACUGAUACGGUGAUAUAAAAUAUAUAUUAUAAAUAAAA